Molecule: messenger RNA, 1262 nt
Organism: Conger conger (European conger)
Lineage: Eukaryota; Metazoa; Chordata; Actinopteri; Anguilliformes; Congridae
Product: ADP-ribosylation factor-like protein 1
Exons: 6
Coding region: 114-659 (181 amino acids)
Biological process (GO): intracellular protein transport; vesicle-mediated transport
Cellular component (GO): Golgi apparatus; cytoplasm
Molecular function (GO): GTPase activity; GTP binding
Source: RefSeq, a predicted model, not a curated record
GAAUCUGAAGGUCGCAGACAAAUUUUUUUUUUCUUUUAGUCAGUGACACGUCACUCGGAGGAAAAACUGUAACGCUGAAAGAUUCAAACGCAGAAUUAUCGUCAUCUACCGACAUGGGGGGGGUUUUCUCCAACAUAUUUUCGGGACUGUUCGGGACCAGAGAGAUGCGGAUACUGAUUUUGGGGCUGGAUGGUGCUGGGAAGACCACCAUCCUGUACCGUCUACAAGUGGGAGAGGUGGUCACCACCAUCCCAACAAUCGGUUUCAACGUAGAAACGGUCACGUACAAGAAGUUGAAAUUCCAAGUGUGGGAUCUAGGGGGACAGACCAGCAUCAGGCCCUACUGGCGGUGCUACUACUCGAACACGGACGCCGUGAUCUACGUGGUGGACAGCAGCGACAGAGACCGCAUGGGAAUCUCCAAGACCGAGCUGGUGGCCAUGCUGGAGGAGGAGGAGCUGAAGAAGGCCAUCCUGGUGGUGUUCGCCAACAAGCAGGACAUGGAGCAGGCCAUGACCCCCGCCGAGGUGGCCAGCUCCCUGGGCCUGGCCGCCCUCAAGGAGAGGAAGUGGCAGAUCUUCAAGACCUCGGCGACCAAAGGCACGGGGCUGGACGAGGCCAUGGAGUGGCUUGUGGAGGCCCUAAAUAGCAGGCAAUAAUCAUGCCUGUGGCCUUAACCCCCACCCUCCUUCCCCAUGUACAUAUUCCUGAUUGAGCCCCCCCCUCCUCCAUUUUGGCUCAGGACUGUACCCCCUCCCCAUUUUGGUGGCAGCUCCAAACCCCUACACUUCACCUGGCCAGGAGAGAGUCAGCACGAGGUGGACAUCCACAGUGAACAACUCUCAUAUUCAGAGAGCCAUCUACUGAAGACAAGACUUUUUUUCUUUUUCUCCAAUCAUUUACCCAGUUUAUUGGACGCCCUGAUUGGUGGCCCAGUAUGGUGGACUGUUGACAAGUUAUUGGCCAAACUGGUCUUUCCGGCCCUGUGUGGUGAUUUGUAUUCAGACUGUUCUUUUCUAUUCUCAGGCUGCUAAGACGGGCCUGCGUUGUUUUUCCACAUUUCUGUCGUCCGCUCUCAAACCGGCUGCAGAAUUUUGAUUUUGAUAUGUUCUUAAUUUCGGUAACUGACAUUAGUGCCUGAGUGUUUUUCUCCGGGAUCCAUUCCUAAUUGCCUAUUUAUUUAUGAGCUUUCAUUGGUUCAAAACGGUUUAAUAAAUAUGUAAUCAAGCUGAAAUGAAUAAACGUGCACUGUAAAUGGUAAA